Messenger RNA from Medioppia subpectinata, 732 nucleotides. Lineage: Eukaryota; Metazoa; Arthropoda; Arachnida; Sarcoptiformes; Oppiidae. The record is from the annotation of a GenBank genome assembly.
AUGCAUGUACCUGGUUGUAUUGAAUGGCUUAAUACAGUAAAGGACACCACUGUUAGGCCGACAGACAUCUGGAUCUGUGGUUACCCAAAGUCGGGCACCACUUGGCUCUCAGAGAUUGUGUCCCUAAUAAUGGACGACGGAGUGGUCGAUAGAGUGCGCGAUCGGCUCAUAUCUGAUAGGGUGCCCAACAUUAUAAUUUCAAUCAAUUCUAUUCGCAAUUAUAAAUGGUUUGAAGAAAUACCUGACCCGAGAAUUACUAUCAAUCAUUUGCCACUCAAAUAUUUACCACGUUUUGAGGGCAAAGAGGGAAAGGAGUUGAUCGCAGACUCGGCGGCAAUGAUCGCCACAAUCGCCCGCUUUCUCGGCAAACAGUUUACGGCCGAAACGGUGGCCAACAUUACGACCCACUGUUCGCUGAAGACUAUGCGCGACAAUCCGGCGGCCAAUAAGUCUGAUCUGAUCACUCGUUUUGGUAAACCCGGGCAACAAUUUUUACGGUCGGGUAUAAUUGGCGACUGGAGGGCACACAUGACUGACACACAGUCGGCACUGUUUGACCAGCGCUUUGGGCAACCGUUGCGGGCGAUGGGGCUCCGGGUGUGCGACGACGGGCUCACCGCCGAGCGCUGUGUGCGAGAAAACGGACAUAAUUGCAUUGGCAUUAGGGUGACCACCUGUUCUCUAUUACAGAAGAUUGUUCUCCAAUUGAACUUUGUGUCCCCUGUCCUCUAA